Seriola dumerili (greater amberjack) is the source of this 568-nucleotide messenger RNA. RefSeq names its product guanine nucleotide-binding protein G(I)/G(S)/G(O) subunit gamma-5-like (gene gng5). Lineage: Eukaryota; Metazoa; Chordata; Actinopteri; Carangiformes; Carangidae. The record is from RefSeq and is a predicted model, not a curated record. Gene Ontology annotation, molecular function: G-protein beta-subunit binding. Gene Ontology annotation, biological process: G protein-coupled receptor signaling pathway. Bases 69 to 275 code for a protein of 68 amino acids. The transcript is spliced from 3 exons. Gene Ontology annotation, cellular component: heterotrimeric G-protein complex.
UGUCUCAGCAUCCAGCCCAGAAUCCCACCCACCGCUCGGCAUUUAUUUUUUCACAAAACACCUCGAGAAUGUCGAGUUCCUCAAAUCUUGUAGCCAUGAAAAAAGUCGUGCAGCAGCUCCGGUUCGAGGCGAGCAUACACAGAGUGAAGGUCUCCCAGGCAGCUGCAGACCUUCAACAGUUUUGCAUCCAGAAUGCUUUGCAGGACCCACUGCUCACUGGUGUGUCCUCUAGCACCAACCCCUUCAGGCCGCAGAAGGUCUGCUCCUUCUUGUGAAACCACUGUAUUCAUUGGCCUUCAUUUUGAUGCUACAGGGAAAAGUUGACCUCAACACUGCUCCUCAUGCCAAGCCAUUAUACUGCCACGGGAUCUCUGGAGUGUAGAACACAUUGUCAGGAAAAUGACCAUCUAUUUUCAGCCACAGUAGAAGAAAGGAGACCGUUUUAUUUUUCAUGGCACAGUGUGAUUUUUGAGUAAAUUAUUGUGCCUUUUCUAUCGUUCUAUUUUAGUCAUCACUGUUCUGGACUUUUUUGUAUUUAAUGAAUAAAAAACAUUCUUUCCUACUCAAA